AUGAAGAAACUGAUACAUCCCCAGGAACUUAUGACUUCUGUGGAGCCAGGAAACACCACUAUAAUGGUGACUGAGUUUAUAAUACUGGGGUUUGGAGACCUCAGAGGAUUGGCUCCCUUGCUCUUCUUGGUGUUUGCCAUUGUCUACCUAGCCACCAUUUCUGGGAAUCUCCUCAUCAUGAUCCUGGUGAGCACGCAGCAGAGUCUGCGGACACCAAUGUACUUCUUUCUGGCAAACCUCUCAUGCCUAGAGGUCUGUUAUACAUCCAAUAUCAUGCCCAGAUUGCUUGUGGACUUGUUGAGAGAGAACAGAGUGAUCUCCGUGGUAGGUUGUAUUAUUCAGCUCUACUUCUUUGGGGCUCUGGGUAGCACUGAAUGUUAUCUUCUGGCAGUGAUGUCAUAUGACCGAUACCUGGCUGUCUGCCGGCCUUUGCACUAUCCAACACUAAUGCAAGGAACUAUAUGUUUGAGGCUAGUAAUUGGCUCAUGGGUUAGCGGCUUCACAGUGGCAGCUGCAUUCCAGGCUGCUAUGGUAUCCAGCUUGACCUUCUGUGAUGGCAAUGAGAUUGACCACUUCUUCUGUGACUUAAAGCCUCUGCAGAAGCUCUCUUGCUCAGAUCCCCAGCUAGUCAACCUGGUCUGCAUGAGUCUAACAACACUGGUGACUCUAGCCCCAUUUGGACUAACCUUAGCCUCCUACUGGAAGAUUCUCUUCACAGUCUUGCAUAUACCUUCCAUGACUGGUAGGCAGAAGGCCUUCUCCACUUGUUCCUCUCAUCUAGUGGUUGUGACCUUGUUUUAUGGGACCUUGAUCCUAGUCUAUGCCCUGCCCUUUGCUGGCCAGGUGCCAAUUCUCAACAAAACUGUCUCCUUGCUCUAUACUGUUGUCACUCCUGUGUGUAACCCCCUUAUCUAUAGCCUCAAAAACAAAGAUGUCAAGGAGUCCCUGAGGAAGCUGAGGGUUUGA
This is a messenger RNA of Odocoileus virginianus texanus, 966 nucleotides long. Its product is annotated as olfactory receptor 11A1-like. Gene Ontology annotation, biological process: G protein-coupled receptor signaling pathway. The record is from RefSeq and is a predicted model, not a curated record. Lineage: Eukaryota; Metazoa; Chordata; Mammalia; Artiodactyla; Cervidae. Gene Ontology annotation, cellular component: membrane. Gene Ontology annotation, molecular function: G protein-coupled receptor activity; olfactory receptor activity; odorant binding.